Messenger RNA from Symbiodinium sp. CCMP2456, 1248 nucleotides. NCBI's taxonomy places the organism in Eukaryota, Dinophyceae, Suessiales, Symbiodiniaceae. The record is from the annotation of a GenBank genome assembly.
AUGUUUCCUCGGCUGGUACAUGCGACUGUGCAGCCACAGCAGUGGUUCUUCCGACACGCCUUUGUUGGACAGACCAGAGGAUUGAACCGGGCGUGCGGCCUGGUGGGCUACCCGAAUGUUGGGAAGUCCUCCCUCUUCAAUGCCUUUGCAGGUGCUGCGGUAGCCGCAGCAGAGAACUUCCCGUUCUGCACCAUCGAGCCCAACAUCGUCAAGGUGGGUGUGCCGGACUCUCGACUGGAUAGCUUGGCGGAGCUGUUUUCGUCUCAGCGAACGGUUCCUGGCCAAGUGGAAAUUCGAGACAUUGCCGGCCUGAUCAAGGGUGCCAGCACUGGAGCGGGCAUGGGCAAUGCCUUCCUGAGCCAGAUCCGCGGCGUGCAGGUGGUCUUCCAUGUGGUUCGCUGCUUCAGUGACCAGAAGGUUGUGCACGUUGAGGACCCCAUCAACAUCGACCCAGUCAAGGAGUACGAGUCCAUCCUCGAGGAGCUGGUGAUUGCAGACCUGGAGUACGCUUCCAAAAGGCUCCCGGCUUUGCGGAAGAAGGCCACGACGGCGCCAUCAACUGGAUCGGAUCCAGCAAAGAUGCUUGCUAUCUACGAGGAGAUCUUGAAGUGCCUCGAAGAUGGCAAGCCAGCACGUUAUGCCCUCGCACGUCAGGACGAAGACUGCUUGUCGCCCAGCGACGACUUCCUCGCGCAGCUGAUCACCGCGAAGCCAGUGGUAGUCCUGGCCAACGUUGCCGCAGAGGACGCCGCAAGUGGCAACGAGUUCACGGCCCGCUUGGCGGAGCAUGUGCAGACUGAUGCCCAGGCACUGGGCGGGCUAGCGAGCCGAUUCAUCAUCGUGUCUGCCCAACUAGAAGCAGAAGUUGCCGCGUUGGAUGACAAGGACUUUCAGGCAGAGUACCUGGAGUCCUUCGGGCUCGACACCAACUCGCCCAGGGCUUUGAGCCGAGUCCUCGCCGAGAGUCAGAGCCUUCUGAAGCUGAUCUCCUUCCUCACCGUCGGCGAGAUGGAGGCCAGGGCUUGGUUCGUGCCUCUGGGCUCCCGUGCCCACGAGGCAGCCGGUGCGAUCCACUCCGACUUCACCAAGAACUUUGAGCAAGCAGAGAUCUGGUCCUACGACGACCUGGUCAAGCACGGCAGCAAAGAAAAAUGUCGCAAAGCGGGAGUGGCACGGCUGCAGGGCAAGGACUACAAGGUCCAGGAUGGUGAUGUGAUCGAGUUCCGGAUCAAGAAAGCGCGGUCAUGA